AUGUUUUCUUUUUAUCAGUCUGUUGAAUCCAGUUCAAUUACAAGUGUUUUUGAAAAACUCUAUGCUUAUCGAAAACAGUUUGAUAAAAUUGUUGUUUUUGGCGAUUGUCACAAAGCAAUUGUUGAUUAUGUUAUCAAUUAUCGUACAUACAUUGGAUCAUUGAAAGCAAUUUGGGGCAAUUUAAGCGGUGAAGAUGUUUGGCCAAAAUCAUGUAAUAAAAAUGGUUGGAUUGAAUUUAAAGGAUGUACAGAUCAAAUUUUACGUUAUAUUGCUGAACCAAAUGAAAAUAAACUACUUGAACGUAUUGAAAAAAUGGAUGAAAUCUAUGAUUUAAAUAAGAAUAAUUCAUAUUAUUUUAAUUUAAAAAUAAAAACACAAGAAAAUCUUAAUCAUAGUAUAUUAUCUAAAUGUGAUUAUUUUAGAUCAGGAUGGAGAUGUUGUCAGAUGUUUAUUUCAUCAACAUUUCGUGAUAUGCACGCUGAACGUGAUCUAUUAUGUGGUGUACUUAUACCUGCUUUACGUAGAAAAGUUGCAUUAAGUUUACGUGUUCAUUUAAAUGAAAUUGAUUUACGUUGGGGUAUACCGGAAACAGCUACAUAUAAUUCAAAAGCUUUAGAAAUAUGUUUAGGACAAGCAGCUGCAAGUGAUAUCUUUGUUUUAUUAUUGGGCGAUCGUUAUGGUUGUAUACCAAAAGAAUGUGAAGUGAAUGCAUUGCCCGAACCAUUAUUAUCUGAAGUGUAUAAAUUUUAUCGACCUGGAAUGUCUAUCACUGAAAUGGAAUAUCAAAUGGCUAGACAAUCUGUUAUGUUUAAACUGCCCAUUCAUGAAAAACAACAACCGAAUGAGAUAAGUUUUCAUGAAGCAAUACGUCAUCGAAUAUGUGUGUUCAUCAGAGAUUCAAAAUCUACAAAAAGUGUACCAAAUAAAUUGAAACAUUAUUUUCAAGAGAAUGAUAUUGAAAAAUUGAAUCGUCUUAAAGAUUUCAAAGAAUUAAUUCGUAAUGAUGGUGUAAUUGUUAGUCAUAAUUAUUCUGCACAAUUCAAUGGUUUAGUGAAUAAUUAUCCAAUGAUGGGAAAUUUAGAUGAAUUCGGUAGUCAAUUUCUUGAAACAAUUCAAUCUUUACUUUUACAUUUAUAUCCUAAUAAUAAUAACAAUAAUAAUAAUGGCGGUGAUAUUAGUACUAUUAGUAGUAGUAUUUCAACUUCUGCAAAUAAUUUGCCACUAGAUAUUAAUAAGCCACUGAAUACUAUUGAAUUCUUACGAGAAUAUGUUUAUUCAGUUGCAUGUGCUAUUGGACCACGUCAUCUUCUUGAAGUGGAACAAGCUUUUCAUGCAUUAACUGAACGUGGUCGUCAAGUUCACUUAACUCGUGCAAUUCAAUCAGCUGAUAAUAAAUUUAAUUUACAAAACAAUUCGAAUUAUUCAAAAAACCUUCGAGAUUGUGAUGGUAGUGUACUCUUGAUUGUUGGAUCGCCUGGUAGUGGAAAGACUACUUAUUUAUCUGCCCUAACAAUAUCAUUGAUCGAAUCCGGUUGGUAUACAUCAUCAUCAUCGUCGUCGUCAGCUUCAAUGAAUACAAAAGAACCAACAAUAUCUAGCUCACAGAAUUCUACAAUCAUGAAACACUCUAAAUCCAUCAUUACACGUCGUCCAUCACUCACUAAUAAACAUCAUCCUCAUCAUCAUCAUCGUUGUAUAUUGAUACAUUUCUCUAAUGGUCUGCCAAUUACUGGUCUAUCACCAAAACGUAAAUUAAAUGAUCUACUUAAAAACUGGUUAAAUCAAUUAAUUAGACAACUUGACAAUCUAUGUGAUUGUAAUGUUACAGUGAAAAAAUUAUUCAAUGAAUUGAAAUUAUCAUUGAAUUUGCAUAGAACACAAGUGAAUGUUGAUUUGAAAUUUAAUAUUCACUGCUUUACCCAACUCAUUCACUUUAUUGGCUACUUAAAUGAAGUACAGUUUGCCUUUUUAAUUGAUGAUUGUGAUCUGUUGGAACCAAUGACCUUGGAAUGGUUACCACAAAUUUUACCUAAGAAUGUUCGAUUUGUGCUAACAUGUGAUUCUAAAUCAUCAUUUGCUCAUUAUUUAUCUAAUCGUAUUGAUUGCCUACUCUUAACUGUAUCUGGAUUAACUACACAUGAACGUAGUGCAGCUGUACGUAGUUUACUAGGAAAAUAUGGAAAAGUUCUGAAUGAAUCGGGUUUUCGAAAUCAGUUAUCUAUUUUAAUUCAAAAACGUGACGCGAAUAUACCGCUUUACUUGAAAUUGGCUUGUGAUGAAUUACGUUUAUAUAGUACAUUUAAAGAGUUAAAUGCCAAAUUAAGACAACUGCCUGAUACAAUUUCCAGUUUAGUAUUAGAUGUAAUUAAACGUGUUGAAUUGAGUUGUGGAUCUGAAUUAACUCGAAUUACACUCGGUCUGUUGACUUGUUCACGUCGACCAUUAUCUACUGAAGAAUUACAUGAUUUAAUUGAUGACUGGUUAAUUGAAUCAUACAUGGAACAACACUACAACGAUGAAGAUUAUGCAAAUAAUAAUUCUUGGUCAAAAUUAAGCCUAUCAUUAGAUAAAUUGGAGAAUAUCAUGUCGAAUGAGAAGAUUAUUUAUCAACUAAUCAAUAAUCAUCGACACAAUUCAUCCAAUCAUAUUAAUAAUAAUAAUGAUUCACAAAAAUCGAUAUUAUCCAAUGGGCGACCACAUUUACCAUCACUUGCAUUGUAUAUUCUAUUAACUGGUCUUCAUCCUUUACUGUCUGGUUUCAAUGAUGAAGUAGGCAGAGAUGUUGAUGAAGUUGAUGAAGUUGACAAUGAUACUGAUGGUCCAGUGCAAACAAUCAAAAGACAACGUCUUACUCUUCGGAAUCUUGGUUCUCGAGCAAUAUCUUUCAGUAGUCGUGAAAUACACAAUCUAGUCUAUAAUAUUUGUUUUAAUCAAUCAAAAUGUAGCAGUGUUGGUUUAAAAAAAUACGAUUAUUCUUUUAAAAAUAAUCAUAGCAUGAAUGAUGACAAACGCACAAAAUAUCAUGAAAAUACGCAUAGUAAUGUAGUUCAUUUAAAAUCAGUCACUCUUGAAACGAUACAUAAUAUUUUGGCUGCAAAAUUACAAAAUACAAAAGAUCUAAUUUAUCAUUUGUAUCAUGCUGGUCGAUUACAUGAAGUGGUGUGUUUACUCAGUAGUCCAACAUUUAUUAUUCAUCAAAUUGAAUGUGGUUAUGGUUCAAUAUUAUUGGACGAUAUGAACAAAUACAUUACAACUUGUAGACAUCAUCAAUCUGGAUUGAAUGAUAAAAAUUCUACUCUACUAGAUUUUAUUGAGUCAAAUAAACUUAAAUCCAUGCAAACGUUUCUUGCAUCGAAUUAUGAAUUUCUAAUGAAACAUCCAUCUUCAUUCAUUGAAUUAGCUAUGAAUCAACAUGUUGACGAUUGGAUUCAUAAAAUUGGCUUUGCAUGUUUAUGGAAUUUAAACAAACAACAAGACGAGAAAAUCAAUACUGAUUUACAGAAAUUAUUUUUACGUAUUCAAUUAAAUCACAAUGAAUUUUCAUGUGUUACACCGAAACAUAUCAUUCAUCAACCAAUUGCAAUUCAUAAACCAAUCACCACUUCAUUAACUAAUUCACAAGAUAUACCAAUUUCAAUUGAACUUGAUCGAACUGGUCAUUUAUUAGCUUAUGGAACAGAGUCUGGUACAGUUAAUCUUGUUGAAAUGCAAUCAUUUAAGAUAAUAUGUUCAUUUCUUGGACACCAAAUGCCAAUACUUAGUUUAUGCUUUCUUGAUGAUAUCACUUAUGACAAUGUUACAAUUCAAUCAUUCCGUAAUUCCAAUUCACAAUUAUGGUUAGUUAGUACAAGUCAAGAUGCUAGUAUACUUGUAUGGGAUGUAUCAAAUCUGAUGAGAAAUGUGAUACAAGGAAUAACAAGUGUUGAUAUUGUCAGUUGUCAAUUGACUACCUCUUUAACUGGAUAUCACAAUAAAUCUGUCAAUGUAUCAGCUUGGCAUCCCAGACGUCAUUUAUUAGCUACUGGUAGUUUAGAUAAUUUAAUUUGUUUAUGGGAAAUGAAACAAUUAGGUUUUGGUUCAUAUUUUACAUCGAAAUUGUUAGCAGGUUGUAGAAAAAUUAGUCCAUGUAAAAAAUUGACUACUACAGCACCGAUUAAUUCAAUUGCUUUUCGUCUACCGAAUUAUACAUCUGACAAUGAAAUGUCUAUUAUUCCUGGACAAUAUUUACGUGAUGUUGUAACAGUUGGCUGUUGGGAUGGUUUUGUACAUGUUUAUAGUCUUGUAUCUAUGAAGAAGAUAAAAUCACUUGCAAUUUCAUCCUUUGCUAUAUGUUCAUUGGCUUAUUCACCGAAUGGUGGUAGACUAUUAGCUAUUCUUGAUAGAACUGGUCAAAGUUCCAUAUUGAAUGCAGAUACAUUUGAAUAUUUAGGUCGUUUAACUGACAAAGUGAAUAUUUCAUCGAUUGAACAAUUUACUAGUAUUGAUGAAUUAUAUCAUUUAUUACCGAAUCAAAAAGGUGUAUUGUGUUUUUCUCAACCAACUGGACGUUAUCUUAUUCAAACAGGCGGUGGAUCAUCUAUGGGUACAAUUAAUAUUUGGAAUUCUCAUCUUGGUGCACCUGAAGGUCCAUGGAUUAAUAUUAGUCGAAAUAAGGAAAAACUGAAACAAGCUGUAUUUGUCACAACUUAUAGUAUUGAUACAAAUGGAAAAUAUAUAGUAAAUGGAUGGAACGAUGGUCUUUUCACGAUUGCUCUAAUCAAUAAUGGUGAUACUGUAUACAUUUCAGAAAAAUCGAUUCUUAGCAGAAAUGAUACUUCAUCAGUUGAAGCUAUUGCUUGUGCUGAUUCACCCUUUGAUAAUGAUGCUAAUCUUAUUGUUAUUGGUCGGUCAUCUGGUGCAGUUGAAGUAUAUGAUUGUAGUUUCAAGCCUGAAGUCAAAGGAGAACAAGAUAAUAAUCUUACUGUUAAUAAUCUAUCCAUUAGACAUGUAAUCACUCGUCAUCCACAUUCAAUUGCAUAUGCAAAGAAUGUGACAGGUGAAGCCGGUGGUACUCUAUGCGUAGCUGCUUCUAAGUCGAUUGUAAUGAGUGGAGGUGGGAAUUGUCAGGCAUGGGUUUGUUUUAUCGGUUCCAGUCCAAAAUCAAAUUAUCUUCAACAACAUAGUGGACCAAUAACUGCUGUAGCAGUACAAAUGAAUUUUAUGGCUACAGGCUCUAAAGAUAAAAAUAUAGCUAUCUAUAGUUAUAAUUCAAAUACUACAACUGUAACACUUCAAUAUAUGAUACAUAAUGCUGCUAAUGAUUGGAUUACAUCAUUGAAAUGGUCGUAUACUUUAUGCAAUAAGCUAAAUAACAAAAAUACUUUAUUACUUGUUGGCAGUCAUGAUCAAUUAAUACGUCUGUAUAGAAUUAAAUCAAACAAAUAUACAUUGAAACAACGGCUUGUUUCACAUCAAUCUGAACAGAUUAAAUCACUUGAUUUCAAUUAUCCUUACAUUUUUUCGGCUACAUCUAAUGGUCAUGUAAAUGUAUGGCGAUAUAAUAGAAAAAAUAAAAAAUUUGAAUUGAUCAGUGAAAUGGUAAUAUCAUCAUCAUCAUCAUCAUCAUCAUCAUCAUCAUCAUCAUCACCUUUAGACAACUUCAAUUCCAAUAGAAUCAAUGAGAAUGUAGUGAAUCUAAUCAAAGUUCAAUCAUUUGAAUGUACUCCUUGUUAUAAUUCAUUGAAUAAGAAUUCGAUUGCUGAUGAAGACAAGGUGAGCGAGACAUUAGCACGCCACACUUCAAAUGAUGUUGACGAUGAUGAUGAGGAUGAUGAUGAUGAUGAUGAUGAUGAUGCAGACGAAUAUUCCGAUGAAACAAUCAAUCAAUACUCAGAGAAAAAAAACACAAUGACUGUGAACAAUCAUGCCGAUGAUGAUGUUGAUGAUGAUGAUGCUGCUGCUCAUCCUUUCAAUGAAGAUGCACAAACAGAAUUACAAAUAUUCAACAAUGGUGUUCAUCGUUCCUUCACGAAACAAUUACACAAUAGAACUAAUAUAAAACUAUUGAUUGGUCAAACGAUUACAUUAUGUUCCGGUGCAAGUAACAUUGAAGAAUUUCAAUUUCGAAUUUAUGAACCAUUACUAACAAGUUAUCAUGCUACUUUCAGUGGUCAUGCUGGUUUAAUUCCAUGUGGAUUAAGUUGCGCAAAAUCUAUCGACUACAAUAAUGACGAUAUAUUACUUGUUAGUGUAGCUGGUAAAAAUUGCAAUUCUGCAACAAUUGGUUGUGAUAUACGUGUAUGGAAUGUGCCUUUAUCAAAUGAUUCAUUAUUAUUAUCUAAACCAACUCUUCAACAUACUGGACUAGUUCAAUGUGCAGAUUAUUUAAACAUAACAAGUAAUUUACAAAUUUGUAUUACUGGUUCCACAGAUGGAGAUUGUAUUGUAUGGUGUAUUUCUAAUAAUUCUUCGUCAACUUAUCAAACAUCCACCUGUCAAUCCAAUCAAUUGAUUAUUAAUUCUACAUAUCAACCAUUAAUACGUUUAGUGAAUUCUUAUACAAAACCUAAAUACAGUAUCAAUAGUAUUGUUACACAAACAUUACAAAAGAACAAGAAGAAUAUUCAUGACACUGAUAGUUCAAUAGAUUAUUUUAUAUUUAUUGCAUAUGGUUAUGAGAUAGUGACACUGCAUAUUCAUUGUAAUCAUGAGAUUGUAAUGAAUGAAACGAAUAUUAAUUUAGAAAAUAUGUUGAUAGGAUUAUUUACAAAUAAAACUGAACUGAAUCUUACAUUUGAUAAAUUACAAAAAUUAUGGUCAAACAGAACAAUUGAUGGUUAUGCUGAAAUUUUAAAAAUGAAAACAGAACACAUUGUUGUCGACAUGUCUGUUUUGCAUCAUGAACCAGUUAAUGUGAAUCAAUGUGGUGUUGUAGCACUUUUAUCUAAUGGUGAAGUGGUUAUUAUUCCAUUCAAAUGUAAAAAUGAUGCAAUCACACGUCUUCGUGUUCGAGAUAAUUGUAAUCUUUCAAGUCAUUGGUGCAGUUCACUAUGUACAUAUCCAGAUGGUAUACUUGUAGCACAUGAUGGAUUAGCUUUUGAUUACAAGUUUAAUGAUUCAACUAAUGUAUUCUCUUCACUUCAUGGAUCAAUCAAUAAUACUUUGAAUAAUAUUCAUAUUGACAAAAUUGAACCAGUUUGUUUACAACAUGGAAACAAUACUAAGUUAUGUUAUAUUGUUACAAGCAAAUUGAAAUCAGCGCCAAGAAUUAUUAUUAUUCUGUUCAAUAAUAGUGAAGGUGAUUCGCUAUUGGAUAUAUCGUUGGAACAAAUGAAUUUACAAGUCACUGCUUAUUGCAUCGUCUCAACACAUCUUGACAACAAUGAAAGUUUAAUAGUAUAUUUGUUAUUGGCAACAUCGGACAGUGUUUUACGUUUGUUUAAAUGUUCCAUGAAUAUUUUGAAUGAAUCGACGAAAUUAAACAAAUGGGAACAGAUCAAAAUUUAUCCAACUGGUGAACAGAUUGUCAAAUUGAUCACUAUCAAUCAAGAUCCAAUGAGAAUUAUGUGUUGUUUUCAAAAUGGUCAAAUUGAUUUAUAUACAAUAAAAUAAUCAAUAAGUACACAUGUCUUUUUUUUAAUCAUCUAUGUAAUUUGUGACAUACAAUGAUGAUUAUGACUGAAUUAUUAUUAUUAUUAUUAUUAUUUUUAUUAUCUGAUUUUUACUAUUUUUUCUAUCAUGUAUUUUAAUCUAUUUUUUAUUGUUGUUAUUUUGACUGAAAACAAUAAAUAUACUGAUAGUAAAAUCAACAA
Messenger RNA from Schistosoma turkestanicum, 7790 nucleotides. Lineage: Eukaryota; Metazoa; Platyhelminthes; Trematoda; Strigeidida; Schistosomatidae. The record is from the annotation of a GenBank genome assembly.